ACUAGAAAUUUCCCAGAAUUCUCUACGAAAAACCAGUGUGGAUCGAUGCUCACUCGAUCGGCGAAUAUUGCCCAGAAUGCACUGCGUUCAUACCAGAAUGCAUUGCGUCUGACCCACAAUACACUGCGUGUGACCCACAAUACAUUGCGUUCGAUGGAUCCGAAAAUGGCGCACGGUGGCGCGAAGAAAAUGACUUAUAAAUGGACAGACGAGGAUGUGGAUAAAUUGAUCCGCCUGCGGAUGGAGAAGGAGAGCCUGUUUUCAGGCAAAAGAUUCGCUUCAGCUGCCGGAUGGGAAGCAGUGAUACAGGAAUUGGGGCUGACAGAAUUUAUUAGUCCAGCCAGAGCUGCAAAAAAAUGGGAGAACCUAAAGAAAACAUACAAGGAACUUUUAAGGCCUCCCACCGGCAGUGGCACUGAGGCAGGGGAAGCUUCAGCAGCAUCAUGGAAGUGGUUCUCCUUGAUGCAUGAGGCAAUAGGCAACAGGGCAUCUGUUAGGCCUCCAUGCCUCAUUGCCUCAUGCUGGGAGAACCCUUCCACAUCCUCUGGGGCAUCCUCUGCCUCAGUCCAACAACAGCAGGAGCAGGCAGGGGAAGAUGAGGAGGAGGAGCGGCGGCCGCCGCCAGCUAAGAGGCCACGGCGGGGCAGCCUUUUCCAAAUUUUAGAAAAGGCAGAGAGCAGAGAGGAGGAAAGAGCCGCAAGAGAGGAGGAAAGGGCCAGAAGAGAUGAGGAAAGGGCCAGAAGAGAGGAAGAGAGACAAGAAAGACUCUUACUUAUUCUAGAAAAGAUUGUAGAAAAAAUUUAAUGUUGUUUUGUAUUGUUCCAAUAUGUUUAAUAAAUUCAUGAACAGAAAUGAAUUAUUAACAAGUAUUAUUUAAACCUGAGCCAUUUUUAACAAUCUCAAAAACAUCAACAAUCUCCUAAACAUCCAAGGUAACUAUUUACAAUUUCAUCUUAUAUUUAAGCCCUUUUUUUAUACAUCUUAACAAUAAUCAUGUUCUUCUAGAGCCAUUUGUGGCCCAGUUGGAGCUGACAGGAAACCAGAGAUUUGGCCUCGCAGACGGAUUCCACUCUGCUCGUCCUGCUGGUUCCUGGCGUUGUCCUGCUGUGGCUCAACUGUGGGCUCCAACCAGUCCCCUUCACUGAUGCACAUAUUGUGCAGGAUGGCGCUGCAGGCAAUGAUUUUGACGGCAAAUUUUGAUUUAACUUCCAACGCCCCCAGAAAUAUGGCUCUCCACCUCGUCUUCAUCAUUCCAAAGGCUCUUUCCACCACAGAGCGUGCCUUGGCGUGGUGCCGGUUGUAUCGGGCCUCAACUGCAUUUCUUAGGGGUUCCCUGUAGGGUGUCAGCAGCGUGAUGGGUUGCGCAAUGCAGGGAUACCCACCAUCACCUAAAAGGAUGUAUCCUUCAGGUGGGUAUGUUUUAUUGGUGUAAAUUGGGCUGUUGCGCAGAACCCGUGAAUCACGGACCGAUCCAGGAUAACCAACAAAGAUGUCUAAAAAUUUGGCAUUCGAGUCGCAAACAGCCUGCAUCUGAAUUGAAUAAAAAAGCUUCCUGUUAAAAUAAGAAGCUGGAUCUUCUUUUGGAGCCUUGAUUCUUAUGUGGCAGCCAUCAAUGCUCCCCACGACCUUUUGGAAAGCAGCAGACCCAGCGAGCUGCUCAAAUCCAGAGGCGACUAAUGGCAGUUCAGCCCUACUGGGAAGCCGGAUGACCCUGCGCAUCAGCUGGAGGAUGCGAUCUGCCGUCCUGUGGACAAUGUCACUUACAGUGGACCGUGGCAUAUCAAAGGCCCUGGCUACCACACGGUAAGAUGUGCCACAGCCCAGCCAGA
Molecule: messenger RNA, 1829 nt
Organism: Oryzias latipes (Japanese medaka)
Lineage: Eukaryota; Metazoa; Chordata; Actinopteri; Beloniformes; Adrianichthyidae
Source: RefSeq, a predicted model, not a curated record